AUGAGGCACAGAGACCACUGCCAAGAGAACCACUUCUUCGACAACUCUUCCUGUGAGCCCUCAUCGCGUCAAGCCACCCUCCGUCUUCGAUUCUCCGACACCGACUCUCUCUAUGUCGUCACUCUCAAGGCCAAAGCCAUUAUCGUCGAUGGUGUCAGCCGCGUCGAGGAGGAUGAGGAACUGUUGGACCCGUCAAUCAGAAGAGACUGCAUGGCCAAGCCGAAGAAGAUUCUUUCAAGCGCAGUAGAGUCUAGGGUUUUGAGGAGGGUGAAGGAGGAGUUUGGGGUGCUAGGGUUUGUGGGGUUAGGAGGGUUUGGGAAUAUGCGAUUCGAUGCCGUGUAUGAAUGGAAAGGUUUGAAAUUGGAGGUGGAUGAGAGUGAUUUCGAGUUUAGGACUCUGUAUGAGAUUGAAUGCGAAAGUAGUGAUCUUGAGAAGGUCAAGAAAUUGAUCGAAGAGAUUGGAAUUUUCUUAGGAAAGUUAAAGAGGGAAAAGGGAAUCCAAGAAAAUGUUGGGGUUUUCACUUUAAUGGCAUUUUGGUAUAAGACAAGGAGUUCGGUGAAAGGUCAGGUUCUAGUUGAUUUUGUUCCAAAGUUUUCCUCGAGAAGGGGGAAGGAGAUGGUCUGCCCUAUAGAGAUAAUCCCGUGGAAGGUAUUCGCGGACGGUGCAUCCAGCACAUUAGGAGCCGGGGUUGGGAUCGUCGUCAUCACCCUAGAAGGAAUAAAAUUGGAACAUUCCUUUAGAUUAGGCUUUAAGGUCUCCAACAACGAAGCCGAGUAUGUGGCCUUGCUGGUCGAGUUGAGAGUUGUAUCAGAUCUGGGUGUUAAGGAGGUAAAAGUCUAUUUAGAUUCUCGAUUGGUGGUCAAUCAGGUACAAGGAAGCUUUGAGGUCAAGGAUCCCCAGAUGAUGGAGUACUUACUGUUGGUGAAGCAAACAAUGGACUGCUUUCCAAGCGUCAAAGUGGUUCAGGUGGCAAGGGGGCAGAACCGGCACAUUAACUCUUUGGCCACGUUGGCGUCAUCAUCAAUUGAUGGAAUUCCUCGAUUAAUAAAAGUGGAGCUGGUAGCAGAAUUAAGUAUCAGUGCAGGAUUAGGAGUCUCAUUGGUGGCAACGAUUGAGCCGUGUUGGAUGGAUUCGAUCAUCAACUUCUUAACCGAGGAUCGGGUACCAGCUGAUGAGAAGGAAGCAAAAAAAUGUUUGCACCCCAGCAAGAUUGAGGAACUCCUAGCCGAGCUAUAUGACGGGCUAUGCGGCAGUCAUGUGGGGGGAUAUUCAUUAGCUCACCGAGCAAUGACUCAAGGAUUUUGGUGUCCACGAAUGCAAAAGGAUGCUAACGAGUAUGCACGAAAAUGUGAGCAAUGUCAAAGGCACGCCCCUAUGAUCCACCAACCAGUAGGGAACUUGAAUCCCAUUAGUAGCCCCUGGCCCUUUGCGCAGUGGGGGCUAGAUAUCGUUGGUCCAUUCUCUCAGGCAAUAGGAAACCAGAGGUUUGUCCUAGUAGCCGUAAAUUACUUCACCAAAUGGGCAGAGGUAGAGGCGUUGGUGAACAUCCGGGAUGUGGAUGUUAAGAACCUUGGCAUCACAAAUUGGUAUUCCACCCUGGCAUAUCCACAGAGCAACAGUCAAGCCGAGGCCACCAACAAGGCCGUUGUGAACAGGUUGAAGAGGAGGUUAGAAGGUGCUAAGGGCAGGUGGGCAGAGGAGUUGUCCAAUGUUCUAUGGGCAUACCUAACUACCCCGAGAAGGUCCACAGGAGACACCCCGUUCUCCUUAACAUAUGGAGCGGAAGCAGUCAUAUCGACAGGGGUGAACUUGUGCAGUGCCCAAGUUUCAGGAUUUAGCCUCGUCAAGAAUUCAGAGUUGAUGCUGAAACAGUUAAACUUGUUGGAAGAAUCCUGGGAAUUAGCAACUAUAUGGCUGGCAGAAUAUCAGCAAAAACUUGCUCGGAGAUACAACAAGAACGUGAGGAAAAGGGAGUUUGGAGUGGGGGAUUCGAUACUUUGA
Quercus lobata is the source of this 2001-nucleotide messenger RNA. RefSeq lists its product as uncharacterized. Gene Ontology annotation, molecular function: RNA-DNA hybrid ribonuclease activity; nucleic acid binding. The coding region runs from base 1 to 2001 and encodes 666 amino acids. The record is from RefSeq and is a predicted model, not a curated record. Lineage: Eukaryota; Viridiplantae; Streptophyta; Magnoliopsida; Fagales; Fagaceae. The transcript is spliced from 5 exons.